This is a messenger RNA of Penicillium waksmanii, 3588 nucleotides long. It is a transcript of the gene ctpA, whose product is annotated as Cu(2+)-transporting P-type ATPase CCC2. The record is from RefSeq and is a predicted model, not a curated record. The coding region runs from base 1 to 3588 and encodes 1195 amino acids. Gene Ontology annotation, biological process: copper ion homeostasis; monoatomic cation transport. Gene Ontology annotation, cellular component: membrane. Gene Ontology annotation, molecular function: ATP hydrolysis activity; ATP binding; copper ion binding. NCBI's taxonomy places the organism in Eukaryota, Fungi, Ascomycota, Eurotiomycetes, Eurotiales, Aspergillaceae. The transcript has a single exon.
AUGUCCGCCGAACAAAGUGGUGCGGCUGAUGCGAUAGCCGCCCAGCGAAUCCCCGCCAUGGCUACAACCACUGUCAAGAUCGAUGGAAUGACUUGCGGAGCAUGCACCUCGGCCGUCGAAAGCGCAUUCAGGGGUAUCGACGGUGCUGGCGAUGUCUCUGUUAGUCUCAUCAUGGGCCGCGCCGCCAUUCAACACGAUCCCUCCAUACUGGCCCCAGCCAAGGUGGCGGAGAUGAUCGAAGACUGCGGCUUUGACGCCGUCGUUCUGUCAACGGAAGAACGGAUUCAGACUACAGACACCGGCUCCUCCGAUCUCUCAUCCGCGCGACCCUCCGCGACGACCCUCGCUGUCGAAGGCAUGACCUGCGGCGCAUGUACAUCCGCGGUGGAAGGCGGGCUAAAGGACGUCACCGGUGUGACCUCUGUGAAUGUAUCGCUCUUAUCGGAGCGCGCGGUGGUGGAACAUAAUGCGGGAGAAAUUUCUUCAGACCAAAUCGCAGAACUCAUCGAAGAUCGAGGCUUUGGAGCACGCGUGCUGGAAACAAAACCUUUAUCGGGCCCCGAAAGUCAUUCGAACCUCGCCGACACCACUGAAAAUAAAUCCGGCCACGCUGUUACCACCAUUGCAGUGGGAGGUAUGACCUGUGGCGCAUGUACAUCCAGUGUUCAGAAUGCCUUUGACAACGUGGAUGGUGUUUUCCAAUUCAAUAUCAGCCUCCUGGCCGAGCGUGCUGUCAUUGUGCAUGAUCCGUCAAUCCUGUCGGCCAAAGAUCUUGCGGUAAUAGUGGAGGAUUCUGGAUUUGAUGCGUCGAUCGUAUCAUCUGAAGCCCAGGAACCACUCUCAAAGAAAACCCAGCAAAUCAACCUAAGUAUGCAUGGCCUGCGGGAUGCCGCUUCCGCUGUGGCGUUGGAAGACGAUCUUCAAAGUCGUCCCGGGAUCAAAUCGGCCUCAAUAAAUAUGGCCAACAAUCAGCUACUUGUGGCUUUCGACACAUCCGUCAUCGGGGUUCGGUCUAUAUUUGAGAUUAUCGAGGCGGCUGGGUAUAAUGCCCUAAUUACAGAUACGGAUGACACCAAUGCACAGCUUGAGUCUUUGGCCAAAACAAAAGAGAUUCAGGAAUGGCGACGGGCAUUCAUGACCUCAUUAUCCUUUGCGGUCCCCGUCUUCAUCAUCAACAUGAUCUUGCCCAUGUAUCUGCCCGGCCUCGACUUUGGCAAGUUCAGAAUCCUCCCAGGCCUCUACUUGGGAGAUCUACUCUGCCUCUGCCUGACGAUUCCUGUACAAUUCGGGAUAGGGCGACGAUUCUAUGUCACCAGUUAUAAAUCUCUCAAGCAUAAGUCCCCUACUAUGGAUGUCCUGGUCAUUCUAGGAACUUCUGCCGCAUUUUUUUACAGCUGCUUCACCAUGAUCAUGGCUCUACUCGACGACCAACAUAUGCGACCAAGCACUGUUUUCGAUACGAGCACUAUGCUGAUCACAUUUAUCACACUGGGGCGCUGGCUAGAGAACCGCGCCAAGGGACAGACAUCUGCUGCCCUGUCUCGGUUAAUGUCGUUGACCCCCUCUAUGACCAGUAUUUACGAGGACUCUAUCGCGGCCGAAAAAUUGGCCGCUAGCUGGGCCCCCGAAGGCGCUCCAGAUGCUUCCAACUCGACUCUGACUGACGAAGCCUCGGUAAACCAAAAAAUCAUCCCCACUGAAUUGAUUCAAGUCGGCGACAUUGUCAUCCUUCGUCCUGGUGACAAGAUCUCUGCCGAUGGGUUGAUUAUUCGAGGCGAAAGCUAUGUCGACGAAAGUAUGAUCACUGGCGAGGCCUUACCCAUUCAUAAGAAGAAAGGCAGUCAUGUCAUUGCCGGAACUGUAAAUGGCACCAGCUCCAUCGAUUUCAAAGUCAUUCGGGCCGGUAAAGAUACCCACCUCAGCCAAAUCGUCAAAUUGGUCCAGGACGCGCAAACAAGCCGAGCACCCAUCCAACGUAUGGCGGAUAUUGUGGCGGGCUAUUUUGUCCCCACGAUUAUCGGUCUGGGUUUAAUCACCUUUUUUGGCUGGAUGUUCCUCAGUCAUGUCUUGAACAAUCCGCCACUGAUAUUCCAGUCUAAAGAUAGUGGUGGUCGAGUCAUGGUCUGCCUGAAGCUUUGCAUCUCGGUCAUUGUUUUUGCCUGUCCUUGCGCUCUAGGCCUCAGCACUCCUACGGCAGUCAUGGUCGGCACUGGCGUGGGUGCCGAGCAUGGCAUUCUUGUCAAGGGAGGCGCCGUUCUAGAGGCUGCUACUAAGGUCAACCAUGUUGUCUUUGAUAAGACUGGCACAUUAACAACUGGCAAAAUGAGCGUGUCUCAAGCACAGAUCGAGUCUCACUGGACUGCCAAUGAUUGGCGGCGUCGACUCUGGUGGCUCAUCGUUGGUCUCGCAGAGAUGGGUAGUGAGCACCCCAUCGGUCAUGCUAUCAUGUCCGAGGCCAAAACCCAAUCUGGAAAUGGGAUAGAGGAUGGAUUGCCUGGAAGUGUCGGCGACUUCGAUGCCUGUGUAGGAAAGGGUAUAUCUGCCACCGUCGAGCCUACAUCAAGUGUCGAGCGCGUUCGCUACCAAGUUCUUAUUGGAAAUGCGGAGUUCCUUCGGUCAAAAGACAUUCCUGUCCCUGUUUCAGCGGACCCGGAGUCUUCCAAUGCUCCAGAAAGUGCAGCGUCUGCGGCGGUACCUAAACCCAACGUUGUUUCCGGUGUCACCCGGAUUCAUGUCGCGAUUGACAACCGAUAUGCAGGAACUAUCUCUCUCUUGGACAGCCUCAAGAUUACAGCCGUUGCAGCUGUGGCAGCCCUACAUCGCAUGGGAAUUUCGACAUCAAUGGUGACUGGUGACACGUUAUCUACAGCACUGACAAUCGCCUCUGCUGUCGGAAUCCCCUCUGCCUCUGUUCAUGCAUCCGCCUCACCAUCCGACAAGCGUGUCAUUAUAUCUUCUCUCCAAUCAAACGGAGACCGUGUUGCAAUGGUCGGUGAUGGCAUUAAUGAUUCUCCCGCUCUUGCAACCGCAUCCGUGGGAAUUGCCCUGGCGUCGGGAACCGAUGUGGCCGUGGAGGCAGCAGACAUUGUCCUCAUGCGUCCAGAUGAUCUCCUCUCCGUCCCUGCCAGUCUUUCUCUUUCGCGCGCAGUUUUCACGCGGAUCAAGCUGAACCUGAUGUGGGCUUGCUUGUACAACAUCAUUGGCUUGCCAUUCGCUAUGGGCAUUUUCCUACCUUUCACAGGACUCAUGCUUCCCCCAAUGGCAGCAGGCGCCGCAAUGGCCCUAUCCAGUGUCUCGGUAGUUGUCAGCAGCUUACUUCUGAAACUCUGGCGCCGUCCGUCAUGGAUGGACACCGAACGUCUCGAAAAGGAGCUGGGCUCCGGCUCCAUUCCCAUCAAUGGCGCACGUCAUAGCCGUAAGUCUAGUUGGUGGGCACCUGCGAAGAUUCUUUCAACAGACCAACCAGCUGUACUGCGUCGGGUUGGUGACAUUGCCUCCGCGCUAUGGUCGAUGAUUACCGGUAAGCGGACCGUUAUCCGUGAGGAUGAGGGUUAUGUCCCGCUUCAGACCGUAGACUCUCCCGUUUAA